Molecule: messenger RNA, 414 nt
Organism: Lytechinus variegatus (green sea urchin)
Lineage: Eukaryota; Metazoa; Echinodermata; Echinoidea; Temnopleuroida; Toxopneustidae
Exons: 2
Coding region: 67-414 (115 amino acids)
Source: RefSeq, a predicted model, not a curated record
GGCAUGAGAUUACGUUCGACGCCAUCAUAGUUUGACGCAACACAUUCAGACAAAUGGAGUGCAAAUAUGGAAUCCUCUAGUCCAGAUAUUCCACAUAAGCUUUCAGCACUACAACAUGAAAUAUUGUCGUAUAAACCAGGAGAAAAGGCGUCCUGUGAUGAUAAGCGAGUGGUUUUCCCUUCCAAGCUCAUACUUGGUGUGAUCGAUCCGUAUUGGAAUUCACCUAGCAUAGUGCCUAAUAUUCGUCGUGCCCUUCAUGGGGAUGUGGAAGCAAAACCUACACCUUUCCAAGCCGAGCAGGAAGAUCUGACCUCUUCCGUUGCCGUCAUUGAAAAAUAUGGAUUAGGUACAUUCACAAAAGAUGUUGAAUACCUUGCGAGGAAGGUCAGACGCAUCGCUCUGUUUGUUCAGUGA